ACUGAUCAAUUCAAACAAGACUCAACCAAAAAAUUACAAACAAGGCCCAAAUUGAAUUACGGAGUACAAACAAGGCCAAACUAGUCAAUUUCUCCCUCACCCACCAAUACCCCACCAAAACCCCUUCUUUCAUUUCCUACCCUUCUCAAACAACAACUUCAGAAAUUCAUAGAAAUGAAUGCGCAAUCGCAAACACCCCCAAUCCCCAACAUAACCACCCACCAAGCCCAAUCCCAAGCCCAAACACGAGCUCAAAAAUGGAACUGGCCAUCCGCCAUCAUCGGCGCAACAACGGCGGCAGCUACGGCGGCGCUAAUAACCGCCCGACCACGUGACCCAGCUUUCGAGGUUAUCUCCAUCGACUUAACAGCCUUCAAAUUCAAUUUCCCAGCUUUAGACGCCGAACUCAUCCUAACCGUCCACGUCAACAACCCCAACAUCGCAGCCAUCCAUUACGACUCAACCACCAUGUCUAUCUUCUACGACGGCGCACUCCUCGGCUCAGCUCAGAUGGAAGCUGGGUCCCAGCCGGCUCGCUCUUGUCGGCUUCUCCGGUUUCCGGCUCGGCUUAGUGGGUUGGAGCUGAUGGCUAACCAUGCUAGACGGUUUUUGGCUGACGUGGCGAAGAGAGAGAUGGUGAUUGAUGCUGCUGUUGACGUGGAUGGUGUAGCGAGAGUUUUGUGGUGGGACCAUAAGUUUAGAGUACACGUGGAAAGUCGUGUGUCCGUUGAUCCUGUUUUUCUUGAUGUUAUUGAUCAGGAAAAUAAAUCUCAGAUGGACCUUUUUGUUUCUUGAUUGAUUGAAUUUUAUUGGUGUAAUUUACUUAUUUAAUUAAUUAUUUGAUUAGUUUUUUGUGUGAAUGAGAAAAUGUGUGGGGUGGGCAGUGUUUAAAUUGCCCUAUCCAAAUUGGACUAUUUCAAUCCUACGGGUAUUUUCCUUAAUUUUGUUUUGUUUGUAGUA
Molecule: messenger RNA, 960 nt
Organism: Chenopodium quinoa (quinoa)
Lineage: Eukaryota; Viridiplantae; Streptophyta; Magnoliopsida; Caryophyllales; Amaranthaceae
Exons: 1
Coding region: 175-795 (206 amino acids)
Biological process (GO): response to desiccation
Cellular component (GO): plasma membrane
Source: RefSeq, a predicted model, not a curated record